Arctia plantaginis is the source of this 1503-nucleotide messenger RNA. Lineage: Eukaryota; Metazoa; Arthropoda; Insecta; Lepidoptera; Erebidae. The record is from the annotation of a GenBank genome assembly.
AUGAAUCGCAGAAGAGCUCAUGAUGAAGACGAUGGUUAUGAACGUCUUCAUCGCAAAAGACGUCGUGUGUCUGAGAAUCAAGAGAUUGAAGACAGAUUGGAGUCUCUCAUUUUGAGAGUCGGUGAGAAAAGUAGUUCCAGCUUAGAGAGUAACUUGGAAGGAUUGGCUAGUGUAUUGGAAGCCGACUUAAGCACUUUUCGGGUCAAAAUUUUGCGUAUUCUAACUGAUUGCGCUAUACGUAUGCCGGAGAAGUGUACUAUUUAUGCCACGUUAGUAGGUCUUUUAAAUGCUAAAAAUUAUAAUUUCGGUGGUGAGUUUGUUGACUACAUAGUAAAGACAUUCAAGGAGAAUUUGAAGAGUGGCAAGUGGAAUGGAGCGAGAUACACGCUCAGAUUCAUUGCAGAUUUAGUAAAUUGUCAUGUAUUGGCCGCCUCUUCACUUUUGACUUUAUUAGAAACAUUAGUAGACUGUGCAAAUGAGGAUGGAGUGCCACAAGUAAGGAGGGAUUGGUUCAUAUUUGCUGUUCUCUCAGCCUUACCGUGGGUUGGUAGGGAAUUAUAUGAAAAGAAGGAGUCCCAGUUAGAUAAUUUAUUGACAACAAUUGAAAUAUUCUUAAAUAAGCGUAGUAAAAAGCAUUGGCAAGCUUUGAAAGUAUGGUCUAAUGAUACUCCUCACCUUCAAGAAGAGUAUUUAGAUUGUUUAUGGGCCCAAAUUAAGAAGUUGAAGCAAGACAACUGGUCAGAGAAGCAUAUCCCACGGCCUUACCUUGCCUUUGACUCUAUAUUGUGUGAAGCUUUACAACACACACUUCCUGCUAUUCAGCCACCACCACACAAUGACAAUGAUACUUAUCCAAUGCCAAGAGUUAUAUUCCGCAUGUUUGAUUACACGGAUUGCCCUGAUGGACCAGUUCUACCUGGAGCACAUUCAAUUGAAAGAUUUCUUAUUGAAGAACACUUGCAUAAUAUUAUUGAAGCAUAUCACUUGGAACGCAAGGAAUGUGCUGCACAACUAUUGUGUUUCCCCUACAAAGCAAAGAUACCUUUAGAAUAUUGUAUUGUAGAAGUCAUAUUUGCGGAGUUAUUCAACUUACCCAGGCCCAGAUACUUGGAGAUAUGCUAUGGUUCAAUAUUGAUUGAGUUAUGUAAGCUCCAACCUUCGACAAUGCCACAAGUGCUUGCCCAAGCAACAGAAAUAUUAUUUUUGAGGAUUGAUACUUUUAAUAUUGCUUGUUUUGAUAGGUUUGUUAACUGGUUUGCUUACCAUCUCAGCAACUUCCAGUACCGUUGGUCAUGGGAAGACUGGGAAGCAUGUGUCCAGUUAGAUCCUGAACACCCCAAGCCACGGUUUGUCAGAGAGGUUCUUGGAAAAUGCCUUAGAUUGUCAUAUCAAACGAGAAUAAAAGACAUGGUGCCUGAAUCGUUUGCAGCUUUUGUGCCAUUAAAACCAGAACCCAUAUACAAGUACUCUAUGGAAGGAGCAGGUAAGAAUAAAAUACUUUAG